Molecule: messenger RNA, 1440 nt
Organism: Thecamonas trahens ATCC 50062
Lineage: Eukaryota; Apusomonadida; Apusomonadidae
Exons: 3
Coding region: 1-1440 (479 amino acids)
Source: RefSeq, a predicted model, not a curated record
AUGCCGACACUAACGCCAAAGCCCGUCGCUGAGACCUCACUCUCGCCGGCCGCCACCGGCCUCCCGCCGCAAGUCCCACCUCUGGAUCUGUCUGCUGCACUGCCGCAGCAGCAGCAGCCGGUGCCAAGCCCGCCAGUGCCACUCGACUCGCGGUUCCACGACUCGGACGCCACACGUUACAUCCUGGUUGUGCCCGACGACGCUUCCGCCGCCGCCGAGUCGCUCGCCACAGCCAUUGCCGACGCCAGCGCCACGCUGAUUGUGGGCGAGACGCUCGGCUCGCUGCCGUCGUCAGCUGUUGUCUCGCUCCCGGAGAACGUGACCUCGCUCGCACUGGCCGAGUUAUUGGCGCUGGCACACGAGCUCGACGCCCUCGUUCUCGACGACGACCAUGCUGCAGCUCUGGCCGAGAAGCGCGCCGUUCUUCUGCGCAUCGUCGAGCUGCGGGUUCAGAGCCUGGCACGCGGACCCAAGCUGUUCACCCUCUCGCAUGCCGAGCUCAAGUCUGUCGUCGACGUCGUCUCGUCGCUCCUCACCUCACACCCGCCGCCGCCCGACGCACCGCGCCCGCACCUUGCCGCCUUUCGCGACGCACUUCUUGCGCGUGCGCUCCGCAAGCUCACCUCGCGGCUCACCGCGUGGCUCGCCGCACACCGUGACGAUCACGCCCCAGCGCUUGCCGCCUUUGUGGCCUCGGGUGAUCUCGCCGCUGCCGCGCCGGUCACGCCGCGGCUGGCCGUGACGAGCGCCAUGCGCUCUGGCUCACCGGCGGCGCUGGCCUCUCUGGCCAUGGCCUCGCGCAAGGCUGCGCUUCGGACGCCGCCGUCGGGUGCAGGCUCGCCGCGCCCAUCGCCGCCGGCGUCGCCGCUGCGCUCGGCCACGGCGUCGUCAGCAUCGCCAAGCUCGGCUGCCGCUGCGCUCGCUGCCGCCAAGGCUGCACGCUCGCCAUUUGAAGCCUUUUGCGCCGCCAUGGCCACCACCGUCGCCACCGCCAAGGACGGGCUGCGCGCGCUCACGCCGCUGAGUCACUUUGGCGAGCUCCGCGACGUUGUCGGGCACGCCGCAUACUUUGCGCAUCCGGACGUGGUUGCCGCCGGUGUCGGGAGUGAUGACGAUGGGGCCGCCGCCGCCAGAGUGGCUUGCCUCGGCUCUCGUGUCCAUGCCGCGCGCAAGGCGCAUGCCCGGGCCAUCGCCAUGCUGGAGCAGCUGCAGAUGGCGUCGUUUGCGCCGUUCGCCACCGCCACCGACUCGCUUGUCCUCGCGGUCAAGACCGCCGCCACCCUCGCCCACCUCGCCGGGCGCAUUGCUGGCGCUCCGCUCGGAUGGGAAGAUGUCCUCGCCGUGUACGUGCCCACCUCGCUCGAGUGCCUGGCCACAAGCCUCGUGGCGCGUACCACAGCCGAGGCCUUUCCGCUCCGCAUCGACAAUGCCUUUCGGUGA